Perca flavescens (yellow perch) is the source of this 2261-nucleotide messenger RNA. It is a transcript of the gene fam234b, whose product is annotated as family with sequence similarity 234 member B. Bases 57 to 2159 code for a protein of 700 amino acids. The transcript has 12 exons. NCBI's taxonomy places the organism in Eukaryota, Metazoa, Chordata, Actinopteri, Perciformes, Percidae. The record is from RefSeq and is a predicted model, not a curated record.
CCCUUCAUCACCGCUGCCUCACACGUUGCUGUCCCCUCGGAACCGUUGGAGGAGAAAUGGCUGCAGCUCUGUCCCGUGCCCUCAAAUUACCCGGGAAGAAAGGCUCGGAGCUUGGGGAGUACGACCCUCUCACCCAAGCAGACAGCGAGGACGAAAGCGAAGAGGAUGACCUGGUGCUCAACUACCCUCGAAAUGGCCUCGGCAGGGACAGCUGCCUCGGCGCGGGCUCCUCACAGCUGCGGGGGGGUCGAUCUGGAAGACUUGUCGGGGCCGAAGACGAGGCACAGGAGGACGAGGAGGAAGAGCUGGACGAAUGGAGAGAACGGCUCCCCAGCAAAUCCAGGCAGGACAGAGACGACAUGAAAGGCACGCAGUACUGGAGCCACCGGGACCCGGGCAGGGACAGGCCCGGGGAGGACAGAGGAGGGCCUGGGCCAAUGGGGGGUGCUGGGCUAGGGGUUCACAGUACUGAUGCGGAAGAGAAGAGGAUGAGGGUGAAGCAUGCUGUCCGGAGUGCGUUUUUCCUGGUGCCUCUGGUCUGUGCUGCGAUGCUCGUGCUGCUGUGUGCAUUUCUGAUUCCGUGCCAGAAGGGAACACUGGGAAAGAGGCCGCAAUGGGAGAGAGCCCUGGGAGACGCAGGAGGUGUCACACCGCCUGCACUGGCGUUGUGGGAUACUGAUGGGGAUUCGGUGGAGGAUGUAAUCCUGGGUGUUACCGAAUGGUCCAACGACACCCAUCCCAUGCAAGGGAACAAAAUCUACAGUGCGGUGGCCCUGUCUGCGGUCAGCGGGCAGGUGCUGUGGAGGAAAGUCAUGCGGGAGACUGUGAUGUACAUCCAAUGUGGUCUGCAGUUCAGCACCCAGCCGUCACCUGUGGUGCUCCUCAUCAGCAAGUCCAUCCUCAUGCUAGUCAACAACACCUCAGGAGAGACCUUGCGAACGGUUCAGCUUAAGAACAUUGAAUCCCAGGCGGUGUUACUUCCAGACCUCCAGGGCGACUCAGUCCCAGAUCUGCUCAUAGCAACCCUGCCUGCAGAUGACGCGGCUUCAGAUCUCUUCCUGACGUUGAUCUCUGGGCUGACGGGGGCAAAGCUCGGACAUCCUGUGCCUUUCAACCUCACUGGGCAGGGAAAACUGAUUGGUCCUUUGCUGCAUGAGACACAACAAGGGGCAUACUACAUCCUCUUUGGACUAGGUAAUGUAGAGGCCAUCUCUCUGUGUGAUAUCUACAUUCGUGCCACUGGCGAACUACCCAUAACCCCGGCACUCAGAAAGAAGGAUCCAGGGUGGGAGGGACUCAAGAAAACCAAUUCCUCCUCCUUCAUACACAUUUACAGAGGAUCUGAGCGCGUGGAGUUCCUGCUCCCUCUUGUGGCUGGUUUUGGCAACAACCACAACAGCCUGGACACUGGCUCUAACCUCAACUCCACCAGAAGUGACUGGGUGCUGGUGUAUGGCUCCAGCAAGCUGUCAGUGCUCAGACAGAAGGACAUCCGUAAAGAAUGGACCUUCAACUCAGCUCCCAUUCACAGCCAACCAGCCCCGGGACACUUCAAUGAUGAUGCAAUCCUCGAUCUUUUCAUUCAGCAUUCGGCAAACGGCAUCAUGAAGGCUCAGAUUGUUGAUGGGGCAAAUGGGCAUCUUCUCUGGUCAGCAGAGUUUGUGUGUCCUCGUCCUGUUUUGGAACCUUCGGCAAUCUCCACCUCAACUGGCCAAUCAGCUUUCCUCUUCUGGGCCAGCGAUCCAAUCAAAGCACAGAAGAAUAUUACCAAGACAACUGUGGCACCAGGUGUUGCUGCAGCGGAGCCACUCAUCAGAAAACUCUUCCUGCUGCACCCUGCACAUCCCAAAAUCCUGCUGGAGCUCAGCAGUACCACGGACGCCGCCGUCACCUCCGCAGUGAGUUACCAGGAGCAUCAGAGAGAUGCCUCCUACGUCACCGUAUCCUCCCGACCCACACCCUACUCAGAGCCGGGCGCUCGGAUAGUCAAGAGCAUGAGCCUCAAAGCGGCUGUCGCCAAAGGACAGAUCGUCAGACUAGAGGAGAGCAACAAACCGCCCGGGGGGGCUGUUAAACCCGGCGCGUAUGAAGUCAACAAGUUCUUCAGGGGUUUGUCCUUUAAACGCCAAGUAAGGAAGACACACGUGGGAGAUAUGUGAGAUGAUUCGAGUACCGUGUUGACCUCAGUUUGAUUGUUUCCACUCAGUGAUAAAUCUCUUAACUGUGUUGCUUUGUUUAGUGAUGAGCCACCACUGCAUCAC